Messenger RNA from Parnassius mnemosyne (clouded apollo), 354 nucleotides. Lineage: Eukaryota; Metazoa; Arthropoda; Insecta; Lepidoptera; Papilionidae. The record is from the annotation of a GenBank genome assembly.
AUGAAUGCACCACCCACAUUCGAAUCAUUUCUAUUAUAUGAUGGAGAAAAGAAAGUUCAAAAAGAAGAAGAUACUAAAGUCACCAAUGCUGCCAUAUUUACUGUAAACAAAGAAGAUCACACACUUGGAAAUAUGAUCAGACACCAACUCCUUAAAGACCCAAAAGUGCUUUUUGCUGGUUACAAAGUACCACAUCCCCUGGAACAUAAAUUUGUGUUGCGUAUACAGACCACAUCUGACUACACCCCUCAGGAAGCAUUCAUGAAUGCUCUAACAGAUCUUACAUCUGAACUAUCUCUAUUUGAAGAGAGAUUUAAGGAAGCAAUAAAGGAGAAGAAAGAUGGUUUAGAUUGA